GCGCAGCUAUCCCGGAAGGGCAGCCGGACGGGCGGACAGCGCCGCGCUCUCCCUCGGUGACGCUGUCCGGCCACAGGUAGCGCAGCACCGGCCGUCCUGCGCGGGAGCUCGGCAGCAGCGUUCCAGUCGCUCGGCUUGCGCAGCGCCAUGCCUUCCUCCAGCAUUUACAUGGAGUACGAGGGACUUCUGCUUCCCAGUGAGACCCACAGCGAAAAGAGUUUGGAUUUCGCUCAGAGAUUCAACCUAAAAGACGAUGACGUGUUGGCGGUAACGUACCCGAAGUCAGGGACGAGCUGGAUGCAGGAGAUCCUCCCACUGGUGUUAAAUGGGGGAGAUUUGACUCCUCUCCAUACAGUUGUCAACUGGGAACGGGUCCCAUGGCUGGAAGAAAGAACACUGGAGGUGGUUGUGGAUAAGUUGCCAUCUCCGCGUGCAUUCGUUACACAUUUCCUCUACCGCCUCAUGCCCCCUUCCUUCCACACUUCCAAAGCAAAAGUAAUCUAUGUAAUGAGAAACCCAAAAGAUGUCCUGGUGUCUUCAUAUUACUUUCACAAAAUGGCCGAGUUCCUUGAGGAUCCAGGAACAUUUGAUGAAUUCAUGGAGAAAUUCCUGCAAGGCAGAGUGCUCUUUGGGAAAUGGACAGAGCAUGUAAAGAGCUGGAGACAUGCAGAGCUAGGAGACAGAAUACUUUUCAUCACAUAUGAGGAAAUGGUUCAGGACCUUCCCGCGUCCAUCAGGCGUAUUUCUGACUUCUUGUGCUGCAAUCUGAGUGAAGAAGUCAUUCAGAAGAUAGCAGAGCAUUGCUCUUUCCAGAGUAUGAAGGCCAACACUAUGUCCAACUUUAGCCUGGUCCCAAAGGAGUACAUGGACAGCGACAAGUCACCAUUCCUGAGAAAAGGGAUUGUCGGCGACUGGAAAAACCACUUCACCUCAGAACAAUUGGCCCGAUUCCAAUCGGUAAUUGACAAAGAGUUAGAGGGAGAGAACUUCUCACUGCCAUAGAGUCUGGACUGAUCAGCCAGAAAAAUAAAAGUAAGAGGAAACAAAUACAAGCCCUCUGCUAAUACUUUUAAAAUAGGAACAUGUGUGCUAACUGCAGUCAACAGUUUAAAAGUUUGUCCUUUUAAUGUGAAACGUGACCGUCUAUCAUCAAAUUGUGCUGUUAGUUGUGCUUAAUUGAUUAUCUAUUGAUUUGUAAGAGUUCAGAAGUAUUUAAAAAUUUCAAAGCUAAUGGUUACCAAAUUAAAGUACUUUAAAAUAUUUAAGGAAAUUUUCUGUCUGUCCUGCAUGUGAACAUCAGAUUAAUAAAUAAACAUUGUCAUUGAGAAAGGGGUACUACAAUGCUAAUCACUUAGAUGAUUAUAAUUUUGAACUAACUGCAGUGUGAAACCAUUUUGAGCUUUCAUUAGGUGCCUGGCAAGUGCAUUUUUUGUUUUUGUUUGUAAUAAACAAAGUGUAACUAAGAUGCAAUGAUGUCUAAAUAGUAUAUAUGUAUUUAACAAGAAAGGUUUGCAAGUGGUUGCAAAAUUUCUCAUCUUCUAUAAAAUAAAAUUUGACACAAGAAGUUUACAUACACUGCAUCAAAACUGUAUUUCUUACUGUUGGAUAUUAAAUCAUUCAAAUUUUGUUCUUAGGCUUGGCAAAAGUAUUUCUAUUUGAUAAAUGCAAAAGUAUUUCUAUUUGAUAAAUGAGAGAGAAGUUUGUUUAUUAAUACCUUCAAAUGCAUUUGCAGUAUUUAGCAGGUCUACAUGUAAACUAUAAGACUUGGGCAAACAUUUAGAUUUUCCUUUUUCAGACUUCUCACAAUAGUUUGCUGGAAUUUUGGCCCAUUCCUCCAGACAAAAUUGGUGUAAACAUUUGACUGAUUUUUGAAGAAAUAUAAAAAAAAAACAUUUGUUAAGAAAUUAUCUGUACUGUCAUUCUGACAUUGAGAAAAUAGAUAAAGUUGUUAAUGCUUACUAACAUAAAAAAGGAAAAGUUUACUCUGAUGUAAUCUCCAAAAAAAGUGAAAAAAUGGUUACAUGUUUUUGUAGUGUUUGAAUUAUUAUACCUAUGUUGAUGUGUCAGUGUCCCAUUAAAUCUCACUUUUUUAAAAUAGAAGGAUAUUUA
Messenger RNA from Fundulus heteroclitus (mummichog), 2109 nucleotides. RefSeq names its product sulfotransferase 2B1. Gene Ontology annotation, biological process: sulfation. The transcript is spliced from 6 exons. Lineage: Eukaryota; Metazoa; Chordata; Actinopteri; Cyprinodontiformes; Fundulidae. Gene Ontology annotation, molecular function: sulfotransferase activity. The coding region runs from base 148 to 1002 and encodes 284 amino acids. The record is from RefSeq and is a predicted model, not a curated record. Gene Ontology annotation, cellular component: cytoplasm.